Messenger RNA from Rubroshorea leprosula, 2987 nucleotides. NCBI's taxonomy places the organism in Eukaryota, Viridiplantae, Streptophyta, Magnoliopsida, Malvales, Dipterocarpaceae. The record is from the annotation of a GenBank genome assembly.
GAGAAAAUCCAGAAGAAAGCGGCAAGUUCAAUUGAGUGAAGCUUGUAUGGAUUUCUUCCAUUAACAAUGCUAACAACAAGAAAAGUGGCCAUUGGUUUUUGUUUUGGUUGUAUACGUCGCUUUCACUUUAGAAAUUCAAUUUUCUUAUUUCAUAACUCAACAAGGAGCAAACUUUGCGUUGCAGAAGUCCAGAAAGCUAGCAAAUUUAUUAUUUACUGCAAUUCUCGGAUCACCGAAAAUGGGAGGAAUGGGAAUAUCAAAGAAGCUGAGUCAAUCUUUAAUCGUAUGCCGCGUAAAAACAUCAUCUCCUGGACUGCCAUGUUGACUGCAUAUGCUGAAAAUGGAAAAAUUAGGAAUGCGCGGGAGUUGUUUGACGAAAUGCCUGAGAGAAGUACUGCUUCGUAUAAUGCGAUGAUUACGGCUUAUGUUAGGAGCGGUCGUGUGGUGGAUGAAGCUUAUGAUUUGUUUUGCAAGAUGUCUGAACGAAAUGCUGUGACUUAUGCGGCCAUGGUCACGGGUUUUGUUCAGGUUGGAAUGUUUGACAAGGCAGAAGAAGUAUAUGCUGAGGUUCCCGCCAAAUUGAGGGACCCCGUUUGUUCAAAUUCGUUGAUAAGUGGGUAUUUGAAGGAUGGGAGGUUGGAUGAGGCGGUUCAGAUUUUUGAGGGAAUGGUAGAGAGAGAUGUGGUUUCUUGGAGUUCCAUGAUUGAUGGAUACUGCAAAAGUGGGAAGAUUGUAGAGGCUAGGGUUAUGUUUGAUCAGAUGCCUGAGAGAAAUGUUGUUAGUUGGACAGCAAUGAUAAAUGGGUAUAUGAAAAUGGGAUAUUUCAGAGAUGGCUUUGGUAUGUUUUCAAGCAUGAGAAGGGAAGGGGAUAUGUUGGUUAAUUCUACUACUUUGACUAUAAUGUUAGAAGCUUGUGGCAGUCAUGGUAAAUAUCAAGAAGGAAUUCAGAUACAUGGGUUAGUUUCACGGAUGGGAUUUGCCUUUGACGUAUUUUUAGGCAAUUCUAUCAUUACCAUGUAUUGUAGAUUUGGUUGUAUCGAUGCAGCUACUAAAAUAUUUCAUAUCAUUAGGAAAAAGGAUCUGAUUUCUUGGAAUUCCUUGAUUGCUGGCUAUGUUAAGCAUGACAAAAUUGAAGAAGCUUAUAAUUUUUUUGAAAAGAUGCCAACAAAAGAUGUAGUUUCUUGGACGACCAUGAUUACAGGAUUUUCUAGCAAAGGGAAUAAUAAAAAAUCUGUCGAGUUGUUCAAAAUGAUGCCAGUGAAAGAUAAUAUUGCUUGGACUGCUGUAAUUUCAGGGUUUGUGAGUAAUGAGGAGUUUGAGGACGCUUUUUGCUGGUUCAUUGAGAUGCUUAGGAAAUCAGUAAGGCCAAAUCCACUUACUUUUAGCAGCAUGCUUAGUGCUUCAGCUGGUUUGGCAGCAUUGAACCAAGGGCUGCAGAUCCAUGCCCAAGUAGUAAAGCUGUGUCUGGAGUUUGAUCUGUCAAUUCAAAAUUCACUUGUCUCAAUGUAUUCAAAAUGUGGAGAUGUAGUUGAUGCUUAUCGGGCUUUUAUCAGUAUUAAUGAACCCAAUACUGUGUCUUUCAACUCAAUGAUCACUGCAUUUGCUCAGAAUGGAUACGAGGAAGAAGCUCGUAGAUUAUUUAGGAAAAUGCAGAGUGAAGGGCAGGAGCCAAAUCAGAUUACUUUUCUUGCUGUUUUGUCAGCCUGCAGCCAUGGAGGCCUUGUAGAAGUAGGAUGGGAGUACUUUAAAUCAAUGAAUUCCUUAUAUAAUAUAGAACCAGGGCCCAAUCACUACGCGUGCAUGGUUGAUCUCCUUGGCCGAGCUGGAUCUUUAGAUGAAGCAAUCAAUUUGAUUCAUUCAAUGCCUUAUGAGCCCCAUGCUGGAGUUUGGGGAGCUCUUCUUGGUGCCAGCAGGAUUCAUUUACGCCUUGAUCUUGCACAGAUUGCAGCUGAACAUCUCACUAAAUUGGAGCCUGAUAAUGCAACUCCUUAUGUGGUCUUGUCCAACUUAUAUUCUAUUCUGGGGGAAAAAGGGGAUGGCGACCAAGUAAGGAUGACCAAGGAAUCAAAAGGGAUAAGGAAGAGUCCCGGACGUAGUUGGGUGGUACAGUAAGACAAAGUGUAUUCACAUCUUGCAGGAGAUCAAGUGCAUAAGGACUAUGAAAACAUUAAAGUUACAAUGUGAACAAUUCUGAAACAAAUGGAGCAAUACAGCUUUUAAGAUGAAUUACUGGUUACGGGAUUGCUUCAGUGUGGUCAAUGGUUAUAAGAUGUAGAACUGUAGAUGCCUUACAUUCAGUCCUUUUCUUGUGAAAAGAGCCACAGGAGUUCUCAAUAUUUGGUUUCCUCAAGGUACUGCCUCUUAAGUUAAUGAGUGAAGCUCAUGGUUUUGUAAGAUGUUGGACUGAUUCUUCUUGGUCUUUGUUGGAUUCGCUUGUGUGUAGUAGUGGAAUCCUACUUUGGGAAGAUAUGAUGAGUACAAGUAGAACAUAUAUGUGGAGACCCAUAAACUCAAGGGACUAAUCUUUUGGGUUUAAAGUGGCAUCUUAUACAAUCUCUCGCUGGUCUGGUACCCAAGUCAAGAUGUGAAGGUAAUUGUGGAGAGAAAAGUGUUUGAUUUUAUAAUAGGUAAUGACAGUUGCUUAGUUCAGGUGUGACCAGAUUAUUUUCCCAAUGAUCUGAAAGAUAAUAUCUGUUUGGUCGACUGUGGGGCACUGGAUGGAUUAAAAGACUGCGUCCCUUAUGCCUGCCUUCUUGUGCUUACCGAGAAAUUGCUGUUAUAUAAAGUUAGACAACAUUUAGCACUUUCAGCAUCUAAGAAGCAUUGGCAUUGCGUUGUGUGUUAGUGUGUUUUACCUGUCUGAUUCUUUGCAAACCACUGCCACUUCUACCGUCGAAAUCCCUGCUUUUUAGGGAUUUUGACAGCUAGGUUCCUGAGGGCUUUCUCUGUCUGAGACCAGUUUCACCAUAUAAAAUGAAAUCACCAUG